AUGCAGCGUUUGAGUGGUAGUGCGCUGAGUUCAGAAUUACUUAAAUCGCUUUGGUUACAACAUCUCCCAGUAGCCACGCAAUCCUGUCUUACCGUCACUAGUGGCACUGUGGAAGAGCUAUCUAAGUUGGCUGAUAAAAUCAUGGAAAUAGGACAACCACGGUCCGUCGCAACAGUUUCAAGUGACCCGACAGCUGAGUUACUGAAACAAUUAAUUAAAGAUGUGGCAGAGCUCAAAAUAGGACGCCAGUCACGAAGAGAAUAUGAUCAGAAGAGAAGUUCUAGGUCGAGAUCGCGCUCAACUUUUAAACCAUGGGUACCAGCGAGUGAUGGGUUAUGUUUUUACCACACCAACUUCAAACAUAAAGCAAAGAAAUGUGUAGAGCCAUGCAAGCAGUAUGCUGCUUUCAUUGCUAAAUCGGAAAACUAA
Molecule: messenger RNA, 429 nt
Organism: Macrosiphum euphorbiae (potato aphid)
Lineage: Eukaryota; Metazoa; Arthropoda; Insecta; Hemiptera; Aphididae
Source: the annotation of a GenBank genome assembly